UUGAUCCACCUCCCAGUUCCUCCUCCUUCCUCUCACAGAGCGUCUUGGUUCAAAGACGUGUGACUUCUGCAUUGAACUCGUCAGACAGCAGACUGCACUGAAGAAGAAACACUCUCAAAGUGGUGAGUGUCAUGGCAGACCAGUCUGUUAGGAUGGUGACAGCCAUCGUGUUGCAGAGUGUCUUCUUCCUCUCAGGUGAUUCUGCGUCUUGUCAUGACAUUACAGCUCUAUUCAUGACUGCACCAAAACAGAUGGAAGCACUGACUGGAUCUUGUUUGCAAAUUCCAUGUAACUUCAGAGUUAAAUCAGGAAAUGAAUUAAACAGCAAGACAACAAUCUUUGGAGUGUGGAUUAAAAAUAGUCCUUACGUUGGCAAAUCUCCCAGUGAGGUGAUUUUCAACAGUAGUGGGACAGUUUCCACAUAUCCGAUGAGUUUUACAGGAGACCUGAGACAGAAAAACUGCACCACUUUGUUUUCUAGUUUAAACACAACAUACACAGGCAGAUACUACUUAAGGGUUGAGAACCGACCAUUUCUAGCAACAGACGAAUGUGAUCAGCUUCUAAUAACAGUUAAAGAUUCUCCUCCAAAGCCCAGCAUUGAGAUCCCAGGUGAUCUGAAGGAGAAGGAGUCUGUCUCUAUAAGCUGCUCAGCUUCCACUCCCUGUCCACACUCUCCUCCUCAACUCACCUGGAACCUCCAACCAGACUCUCACAACAUGAUGGAGGAAAACACAGAUGGAACCUUCACAACUAAAAUCCAGAAGAGCAUCACUCUGUCACAUGAACAUGAUGGAUUCAUCAUCACCUGUUCUGCCAGAUAUCCUGUGAAUGAAGGAAAAGGUGUGAAGACGUCAGAGGAGACAAAGACUCUCAGUGUUUCAUAUGCUCCCAAGAACACCUCAGUGUCCAUCAGUCCAUCAGGUCUGGUGUCAGCAGGUAGCUGGGUGAACCUGACCUGCUCCAGCAGAGCCAAGCCUCCUGUGAACUUCACCUGGUUCAAGACCAGCAGAGAUGGACCAAAUAAUCAAUCAAUAUAUCAAUCAAUCAAAGUAUCUGAAGGAGCCUUUUACAGCUUUAAAGUCACUGAUGGAGGAGUUUAUUACUGUGUGGCCACCAAUCAGCUUGGUAAUCAAACAUCCUCAGAGAUCCAUCUGAGUGUUACAGGUGGAGUUAAUUAUCUACCAUUGGGUUCAGUUCUUGGAGGAAUCAUUGGGAUCAUUGUGCUCAUCGGCCUGGUUGUCUUUGUUUGGCGUUUGAAGUCACCACAUCCAACUGCAUAUCAGAGUCAGAAUCGGACUGUUGGAGAGACAGUGACAACAGAAGAAGAAGGCGUCCACUAUGGAGAGAUUAACUUCUCGAGGCUCAGACCUGGACCGUCCUCUGUCUCUGAGCAGGACAGUGGACAGCAGCAGGACACGCUGUAUGCGCAGGUCAAAGUGUCCCAGGCAGCAGACAACGUCACACGGACUGCUGACGUCCCAGAGGAUCUCUACGCUCAAGUGAAGACAAAAUGAGCCUUUUCUUCACAUUUGGGUUUCAUUCUUAAUGUGAUUUUUACAUUAUAAACAAGUUUCUUCAUACUUUUGACACAUUGAUGAUUUGAUCAGUACAAAUAAAACACUGUGCUGUUCAUAUAUCAACCUGUGCUUUAAGAUUUUAUCUUUCUUUAUCCUUGUGGAAGAGUUUUUUCUUUGUAUUUUUAUUGAGCUAUUUCGUUGUUGUUUUUUACAUAUUUAGCAUCAACCACGUUUUAUUGUACCGUUUCUUCUUAAAAAAAAAUGUACUGAAGUUUUUUAUUAUUAAUUGAAACGUAAUUAAAAAAUAUA
Messenger RNA from Pungitius pungitius (ninespine stickleback), 1829 nucleotides. RefSeq names its product B-cell receptor CD22-like. The transcript is spliced from 8 exons. Lineage: Eukaryota; Metazoa; Chordata; Actinopteri; Perciformes; Gasterosteidae. Bases 132 to 1517 code for a protein of 461 amino acids. The record is from RefSeq and is a predicted model, not a curated record.